CAGACACGCGAGACACCGAGAUGCAGAGAGACGUCGUCUGUCGUAUAGCUAAUCCACACACACGUGGCGUCGAUAGAGACACACACACACACAGACAUACAUACAUACAUACACAUGCACACGAACGAACCGAUCUAUCAUAUCAGGUAUCAACAACCCAACCCCAGCAAGGCAGCAAACAGCCCCUCUCAUCCACCCCACAGAACACACACCACACACACCCAAGUCACUCAGAGGCGCCGCUGAUAAUUCCCAAAGUGAACACCUGCACACACACGACCCACACACACAUGCUUUCUCUCUCUCCCUCUGUGUGUGUGUGUGUGUCUGUGUGUGUGGUGGUCACCAACCAGGUGUAUGUGUGUGUUGUGCUCCUUCAUAGUGCGGUCCUUAAAGGACAACUCAACCGGAAUGCCAAACUGACAACCAACGGACAUACACACAGGCAGGCAGACAGACAGACACAAGCAGAUGCAUCCGAUGCACCACAGCGUGUGACUGAAGGCUCACCGUGGCCUCCUUGCCGGCCGAGUCGUCAUGCGGCUUCACCCUCAAGCACACCUACACACAUACACAGGGGCCUCUCUGUGUGUUGUGCUUUGUGCGUCUUGGUGCGCGCGUACCAUGAUUUUGUUGCCCUUUCGCUCAGUGAUGAUCUCGGGGUUGUCCUGGACACACAAUGGUGGAAUGUGUGCGUGUGUGGAGGGAUGUGUGUGUGUGUGUGUGAGUACGUCGGUGGGAACGGCAGCAGAGUCCUCCUCAAUCAGACCCUGCCCACACGCACACACACAGGGAGAGAGAGGGAGAGAGAUGUACACAACACAGAUGCACACACCGACACUGACUGACCUCAUGGACGUCCUGCAGCUCGUUGUGCGGCCCAAUGACCGUCUCAAAAGGCUCUGUCAACACCUACACACACACACACAGUUUGUUGAUCUCCCUCCCUCCCUCCCUCCCUCUCGUCUCUCCGCUCGCUCUCACAUCCAUGGUGUAGCCAAAUGGGUUACUGCUGCUGCUGUUGUUGUCCCUGUCCUCCUCCUCCUCGCCCUCUGAUAUGUUUCUGUUGUACGCGUCGGCGGCGAACCUCGCCUUGACGCACACACAGACAGACACAUGUGCACACAACACACAUUCGUGUCUUAAGGGAGCAUCCUUCCUAUGUUACUUACGGUGGUGUUGCUCUCGACGGGGUUGUACAUGGCAAACGACACCGACAUGACGCGGCCCACACUAAAGGGACACACACACACACACACAGAGAGAGAGAGAGAGAGUGCACGAGCCUUCCUCGCUCCCUCCCUCCCUCUCUCUUUCUCCGUAUGUCAAACCAGCCCCUUCCUCCUCUCGCCCACCCACUGACCCACUGACCCGAUCUCAUUGGGGUUAGGGUGUACGAGGAGGACCCUGGGUACGUAUAGCCAGGCGAUGUUUUGUUUCUGGAAGGGCGGGGUGCUGCAGGGGUUGAUCUGAGGCUUCACCACAUAACGGGUGCACUGAUGGCAGAUGGCACACACACACAGAGAGACAGAUCCAUACGUUAGUUUGUCCUUUCCCCUCUCUCUCUCUCUCUCUGUGUGUGUGUGUGUGUGUGGCUGAUAUCACGAUCACGUACUUGUCUGCACCUCCGCGACCUUUUGGUGAGCAGCGGCUUGCGCGAGGGAAUCAGACCACUGGAGAAUGGCACACAUACAUACACACGCACGGACACACACACACGUGUGUGGGCGACAGUGUGUGUGUGGUGUGUGUAUGUGUGCCUUACCUGAGUGUGUGGGCCUCCUCGUUGAUGCAUCUGGUGCGCUGAUCGAGCGAUGCUACUGCACACACAUCACACACAACGGACACACAGAGAGAGGGAGGGAGGGAGGGAGGGAGUGCAGUGCAGCCAUGGGGGGUCUGUCCGCGUACUUGUGUCAGUUGGCGUCUCGUCGAGGGACUUGAGCUGCUCCGCUAUACUCCUGGCCUUCUCAUCUGCACACACACACACAACCAAACACGGAGUGCAUCAUGGUCUUAAGAGAGGGCUUCGACCCACCAGAGGGUGCGAUGAGGUCUUUGAGCGAGAUGCUCUCGAUCCUGACGCCCUUCUUGGUCGUCGUGCGGAUCGACAUCCUGACAAACCAUAAACACACAUACAGCGAUCGACGGACGAUUUGAGCAUGUGAUGGGUCGGUCCAUAGUGUAGCGGACGUCUUGAGUUUGGUCUUUUUGUCCUUGAGCAUGUUCUCGAGGUCCUCCACCACCCAGGGGUGAGCGCCGCCGCCACUCUUGGAACCCCUCUUCGACCUGACACCGACCGACCGAACGACCGAGCGGACACACACACACACAGACAUUCCCCCCCUCUCUCUCUCUCUCGGGGUGUGUGUGUGUGUGUGUAUGUGUGUGCAUACCCUUCGCCGCUGGUGGCAGGCAGGAAGAGCGUGAUGGACCGCCGACGCAUGCGGGCCUGCAGCUCCCUCUCUGCAAUGACACACACAUAGGUUAUCGGCCAUCUCAUUCGUCUGUUUCUCUCUCUCUCUUUCUCUCUCUCUCUCUCUCUGUGUGUGUGUGUGUGUGUGGGCCGUGCGGGCGGACAUACCCCGUGUGAUCUCCUGGGAGGCCUUGCGGAACGUCUCGACCAGCUUGUUCAUCUGAUUGUACACCACACACACAUACACACACAUACACACACAUACACACACGUGCAGGCCCAUACAUGGGUGUGGUGUGCGCCCGCCUCUGUUACCUACCUCUGUUCUGUGAGGCGAGUCACGCUCCUUCUGAAAGGCCGCAGCUGCACACACACACACAGAGAGGGAGAGAGAGACCCACAGACUGCAUCUGAUUGUCUGUGUGUGUGUCAGGUUCUUACCGACGAGCAUGUCAGGUUUCUCUGCCUCCAGCUGUAUUUCGCCCGAAGACCACCGGCAGAAUUGACACGAGAAGAAACACCUACGGCACAGUACACACGCCAUCCAUCCCAUGCACACACACACAUAUAAAUGGGCGCAAAUGGCCCUUCUGCGCGUGAAGAUGUCCAUACUGACUUGCCGUCGUGUGCAGCGGUGAUGGUGAGGGUGUUGAAGCAGAUGGGGCACUCGAAACACUUGGAACACCUACAGAAAGAAACGACACACACAGACGAUGGAUGCCACACACAGACCCCAACAUCUCUCUCUCUCUCUCUCUGUGUGUGUGUGUGUGCGUGUCUGUGUGUAUCUAAUCGUUGUGCCUUGCCUGUUGAGGUACAGCAUGGCUUCGCUGGAGGGCAUGUUCUCGAGGCAGUGUGGGCAGUAGUAGCUGUCGAUCUCCUCAGUCAAGCCAUAACGAGAACACACCAAAGAACACCUGACACACAGACCGACACACAGAUCAUAUAUUGACACACACACACACACACCAUCAUCCAACCAGGGCGGUUUGCCUGCCUGCACUCACAGCCGUCCAUCUCAUUCACUCCCUCCCUCCCUCCCUCCCUCCCUCAAGACCUAUUAUACACUUACGCGUCGCAGAAGUACAGCUCUUCCAAAGGAAACAGCCGCCCCGUCCCCGUGCCCGCUCCCUGCCCACCACCAUCGUCGACGUCAGUGCGAAACUCCACGCGGGGCUCGCCCUCAGCAUAGCCGUCGGAGUAUAUCAUGCCGACUCACGAGCGAUGUAGGUAGGCUUCUUCCCCCUUCUUAUACACUAUCUAGGCACCAUGGGAUGAUCGAUGCUGUACAGACGCAUGAAUGGGAAGAAGCGGAGCAAUCCGAUUGUUUUGAUGUGUUCUUUCUGUCACCUCUUUCCUUUGGUGGCUUGGCUCUUGUGUGUGUAAGUAGCCUUGUCGGUGUGAUCGAGUAGCCAAGAGGGGACUGCUGGGGUCGGCGGAAAC
Vitrella brassicaformis is the source of this 3859-nucleotide messenger RNA. The record is from the annotation of a GenBank genome assembly. NCBI's taxonomy places the organism in Eukaryota, Vitrellaceae.